Anas platyrhynchos (mallard) is the source of this 3328-nucleotide messenger RNA. NCBI's taxonomy places the organism in Eukaryota, Metazoa, Chordata, Aves, Anseriformes, Anatidae. The record is from RefSeq and is a predicted model, not a curated record.
UUGAAAAACAUCAGAAUGUCACCACUCUGUCCAUCAUCUCAUUGUGUGAAAUCCUUCAUUUCUCAUCUGUUUGUUGUGCAGGCCUGGCAGGAUGCUGGACUCGGCCUGUCCACUGCUAGCAAUGAAGCCUGUAAACUCUUUGAUGCAGUGCUCACCCAGUAUGCAACCUGGGCCAAUGAUGAGGGUCUUGGAGGUAUCGAGGGAUGUCUCUCCAAGCUAAAAGCAGCAGAUCCAAAUUUUACAAUGGGACAGGUCAUCGCAAAUGGUUUGGAGUUGAUUGGUACUGGAAGUUCAGUGCGGCUCAACAAAGAGCUGGACAGUGCGAUGAGAACAAUGAUGACACUGUCAAAAUCCCAGCCUCUCAGUGAGCGGGAGAAGCUUCACGUAGCAGCACUGGACAUGUUUGCCCACGGCCAGCUUCCCAAAGCUUGUGAUCUAUGGGAACAGAUUCUGCAGAGCCAUCCAACGGACUUGCUAGCCCUCAAAUUUUCCCAGGACACUUACUUCUAUCUGGGAUAUCAUAUACAAAUGCGAGACUCUGUUGCACGGGUUUUUCCUUUCUGGACACCUGAUGUUCCUCUGAGCAGCUAUGUUAAGGGCUACUAUUCUUUUGGACUCAUGGAAACAAACCUUUUUGAUCGUGCUGAGAAGCUUGCCCUUGAGGCUUUGGCUAUAGAUCAGACAGAUGCAUGGUCUGUUCAUACUAUAGCUCACAUAAAUGAAAUGAAAGCAGAGGUGAAGAAAGGGUUAGCAUUUAUGAAGGAGACAGAAGCCAACUGGAAGAACAGUGAUAUGCUUGCUUGUCAUAAUUACUGGCACUGGGCUUUAUACUUCAUUGAAAAGGGGGAAUAUGAGGCUGCUUUGACAAUUUAUGACAAUCAUAUUGCUCCUCAGUGCCUGUCAAGUGGAAGCAUGCUGGAUAUAGUAGAUAACUGUUCAAUGCUGUACAGGCUUCGUCUGGAAGGUGUAAAGCUUGGAGACAGAUGGGACAAUGUUCUCAAGAUUACAAAGAAACACACCAAAGAUCACAUUCUUUUGUUUAACGAUGUACACAUCUUGAUGUCUUCCCUUGGAGCCAAAGACCACAAAACUACUGAUGAGCUUUUAACAACUCUUCAAGAACUUGCCAAAGCACCUGGUGAAGACCAUGAACUUUCCCUGGCUCCUAGUUUGGGGUUACCACUGUGCCAGGCUUUUAUGGAGUUUGAAAAUGGAAAUUGUGACAAAGCAGUAGAUUUGCUGUACCCAAUCCGUUACCAGCUAAUCCAACUAGGAGGCAGUAAUGCUCAGAGAGAUGUUUUCAACCAGUUAUUGAUUCAUGCUGCUUUAAAUUGUAAAUCAAAAGCCAAACAAAACCUUGCUAGAUGCCUCCUGAGAGAACGUGAUGUGAUGAGACCAAACUCACCAAUGACAGAGCGACUUAUGAGGAAGGCAGCAGCAGUUCAUUCAAUGGCUUAAAUCUGUCCUCUGUGCUUGAGAUGAGAUAGCAAUAUGCUUAGCAAUCAAAGUCUGGAUGCGGGGAGUGGAGGUGUUCUAUGCUGUAGCCCAUGUUUGAGAAUCACAGUUAAGAGUACCCUAGGAGCUAGAGAUCUGAUGACAAUUUCCUUAAAAGAUAGAAAGCUGUUGCACUUCGUGUUAUAUCUUGGAUGAUUCUACAAGGAAAUAAGAAUACUUGCUGAUAAUACACAGCUAUCAGUAGCAUCCUGAGGCACUACUUUUCUGGUAUAUUUCCUUGAAAGCUCCCUUGACCCUGAUAAUAUUCAGUACAGAAACAGUGCCUGGAUUUCAGUUAUUCAUUGGCCUGGUUUAUUACUUCAUUAAUAUGUUAAAUAGUGAGUAAACGUUUUAGGUAAUUCAAAUAGGCCUCAGCAUUGCAGAUGGGCAAGUGUAGGGCCAGAGCCAACACAGACAUAAACGGAAUUCCAUUUCAACCUUCCAGCCCAUUAAGGCAUGAGUUACCUUGGCAUUACAGAUCUGUCUGCAUUCAGGAUCUUUUUCCAGAUGCUUUUUUUUAAUCUGUCUCUUACAAAAUGUUAGACUUCAAGAUAGAGGCCCAGAACUUCUUGAAAUUACAAUGCGGAAGAGCCAGACAAGAGGAACAAGGGCUGACUGCUGGUUAGGACUAUUUUAAUGUGGAUGAUUGCUCGGCACCUUUAAAUCUUUCAGGAAAAAAUGAAAAAAUCUGGAUUUCAGCUAAAACAGUGCUGUCUCUGAAUAGUAAUUUGGGCUGGAAUCGUUGUGCUUAGUUUCUAAUAACUCAGGCCUUACUGUCGUCUCAACAGCAAGAGACGCUUUGUUUAGCAAUGUAAGCUUUAAAGCCAAUGUUCAUGAGCUUUAUAGGAACACUGGAGAAUCUCAGUGCAGGUGAAAACUGCCAAGGAACUCCUCCAGAAAGAGAGCUAAUGGGAAUUGUCACAAAGCUUUGUCCUGGCAUGAGUGAUGUGACGAGCCUUGGUGCUGCAAAUAAGGCAUGAUAAGAGACAUAAAGCUCCAUGAAGUUCUUGUGCUUCUCAGUUCCUGCAGUGCAGCAGAGUUAAAAGCUUGUCUUGCAAAAGUAAUCCAGAAAUCCCUAAUGGAGAGAAGAUAGUAUUUCAAACGAAACCUAAUGCCUUCUGUUCUUGUUCUGGCAUAGAAAUGCCACACCCUUUAAUUGCCCAAGCUCUGACUUUGGUAUCUACAAGAACUCCAGGACAUGUCUGCCCCUCCUUCCUCUCCAGCUUGGGCUCUUCCACACGUCCCACAGUAGCCCCUUUUCACACAGAAUCCUUCUGACCUAAAGCACUUGCGUAGCUGGCCCUAUGGUCGCCCUGGAGUUCCUACAUAAUAGAGGCUUAAGAUAUGCAAGUGCCUUGCUGCCUGCCUUCUUCCCCCAACCAUCACGGGAGAAAAAAUAGUUUAGUUUAAAAAAAAUGAUAGUUUGUGAACCCAUAUAAGGGUAUUUCAGUCCUUGCUUGCAACCUUUUGAAUGCUGUGGACAGUCAUAGUUCACUGCUCUUCAGAUAUGUCACUACCUUAUCUGUCCAGCCAUGACUGUGAUUGGCUCACUCAGUGAUAAAGUUAGUGUUUUUUUUUUACUGUUAAUUUUUAAUCACUGCAUGUCAAGCAAUGACUUUAGACAGAUAAAUUUUUACUCAAGGGAUGUAACAAAUCCUACUAUCAAACAGAAGUCUGAGAAAUCUGCUGGCUGCUUAUGAAGUGUGUAGUGUAAGUGAUGCAUUGCUACAUAAAUCUAAGAGUGAUAUUUUAGUACUUCUGAUAUAAUGUGAUUUAGAAUUCUGUCUGCUUUACAUUAAUAAAUUCAAAGAUGUCCUCAGUUGUGCAGCAAGUA